GGGUGAGAGACUGUUCUCUCUCACAAGAGUCUGCUUGUAUGUGUGUGAAUGUGGGGACCUGGUUGAGGAGUCUGUGUGUGUGUGUGUGAUUAUGAGACGAGUGUGAGUUUGCUUUUGGAAUGCGCCCUUUGGUGGGAGUAUGUGAGAAGUGGGUCUUGUGAAAGGCCGUGCGAGUGUGAAGGUCCCCAGAAGUGAGCAUGUGUGGACCUGUGAAGACUCCUGCAAGUGUGGCUUCAUCCUUUCUGUUCCUGGGCCCGUAUUCCUCAGUAUGCUCUUGAAUAAUAGAAUACCAAGAGUCCCUUCAGCAGCUGGAGAAAACUAGGAGGGGAGGAGUAGCAUGCUUAUGUUUGGGGAUGCCGGGGAGGGUUGAGAGUUGCCUGUGGGCUGAGGUUACCCUGCCUCCUGGCCUAGGUGGGCGCUUGGCUUGCCAAGCCUCUCUCAGUUUCCCAAGAGGAGAACCUGCUGUCAGUUAACUGGCCCUGGAGACUCUGUUCCCAUGGUGACAGCUGGGGGCCCUUUUCCUGGGCAGCCCUCUUUGGACUCUGUCCCGCUCCCCUCCUUGGCUGAGCCUGGAAGCCUAGCCCAGGCCCAGUGUUGGGCAACCCAUGUGGCAGGGAGCCUCCCUGUGACCCUGAUGGUCUUUCCCGCAGGUGACCAGCGCCAUGUCCAGCCAGGUGGUGGGCAUUGAGCCUCUCUACAUCAAGGCAGAGCCAGCCAGCCCUGACAGUCCAAAGGGUUCCUCAGAGACCGAGACUGAACCCCCUGUGACCCUGGCCCCGGGUCCAGCUCCAGCCCGCUGCCACUCAGGGCACAAGGAGGAGGAGGAUGGGGAGGGGCCUGGGCCUGGGGAACAGGGUGGUGGGAAGCUGGUGCUCAGCUCCCUGCCCAAACGCCUCUGCCUGGUCUGUGGGGACGUGGCCUCCGGCUACCACUAUGGUGUGGCAUCCUGUGAGGCCUGCAAAGCCUUCUUCAAGAGGACCAUCCAGGGGAGCAUCGAGUACAGCUGUCCAGCCUCCAACGAGUGUGAGAUCACCAAGCGGAGACGCAAGGCCUGUCAGGCCUGCCGCUUCACCAAGUGCCUGCGGGUGGGCAUGCUCAAGGAGGGGGUGCGUUUGGACCGUGUCCGGGGCGGGCGACAGAAGUACAAACGGCGGCCAGAAGUGGACCCGUUGCCUUUCCCAGGCCCCUUCCCUGCUGGCCCUCUGGCAGUAGCUGGAGGCCCCCGGAAGACAGCCCCUGUGAAUGCCCUGGUGUCUCAUCUAUUGGUGGUUGAGCCCGAGAAGCUGUACGCCAUGCCCGACCCAGCAGGCCCUGAUGGACACCUCCCUGCUGUGGCCACCCUCUGUGACCUCUUUGACCGGGAGAUAGUGGUCACCAUCAGCUGGGCCAAGAGUAUCCCAGGUUUCUCGUCACUGUCGCUGUCUGACCAGAUGUCAGUCCUGCAAAGUGUGUGGAUGGAAGUGCUAGUGCUGGGUGUGGCCCAGCGUUCACUGCCACUGCAGGAUGAGCUGGCCUUUGCUGAGGAUCUGGUCCUGGAUGAAGAGGGGGCACGGGCAGCAGGCCUUGGGGAGCUGGGGGCAGCCCUGCUGCAGCUGGUACGGCGACUACAGGCCCUAAGGCUGGAGCGAGAGGAGUAUGUCCUGUUGAAGGCCCUGGCCCUUGCCAAUUCUGACUCUGUGCACAUUGAAGAUGCUGAGGCAGUGGAGCAGCUGCGAGAAGCCCUGCACGAGGCCCUGCUGGAGUACGAAGCUGGCCGGGCUGGCCCUGGUGGGGGUGCAGAGCGGAGGCGCGCUGGGAGGCUGUUGCUCACACUACCACUCCUCCGCCAGACAGCGGGCAAAGUCCUGGCCCAUUUCUAUGGGGUGAAGCUGGAGGGCAAAGUGCCCAUGCACAAGCUGUUUUUGGAAAUGCUUGAGGCCAUGAUGGACUGAAGCAAGGGGUGGGAUGGGGUAGGGGUGCUGGCAGGAUCUGCCCAGCAUGGGGUAAGCCCCAAGGGGGCAGAGCUGGAGUCUGGGCAGUGCCACAGCCUGCUGGCAGGGCCAGGGCAAUGCCAUCCACCCCUGGGAGCAGGUGUCAUGCUGUCCCCUCUCCCCUCUGGGGGUUUCAGAAGCUGGGAACGUGAAAUGCCCAGGUUUGGGCACAGUGCUGCCCCUUGCAAGCCAUAAUGUUGCCCCCACGAGUGUCAGGGGGCCUUGCGGAAGCCAUAGAGGGCUGCAGGGGAUGUGUGGGAGGCAGAAACUGAUCUCAGGGAGGGAAGGGGAUGGAAGCCAGUCUCCCUGUGGGUGAUGUUUUUGCUGCUGCUUAAUCCGACUCUUCUCUCGCUAGCAGAGAGGGACUUGGAGAGCAAAGGCCCCUGCCCCCUUCACUCCUCUCUUUGCAUUGGGCAUUAGUGCCCCCCCUUGAAGCAAUAACUCCAAGCAGGCUCCAGCUCCUGGACCCCUGGGGUGGCUAGGGCCCCCCAUCAGCUCGCACCCAGCCUCUCAGGCAGUGGGGGAGAGCACUGCCCCUACGCCCUGCAGAGCAAUAACACUAUAUUUAUUUUUGGGUUUGGCCAGGGAGUCGCGGGGACUUGGGGCAAGCUGGGGCCCAGAACCCUUGGCUGUACAGAGACUCUAUUUUAAUGUAUAUUUGCUGCAAAGAGAAACCGCUUUUGGUUUUGAACCUUUAAUGAGAAAAAAAAAAUAUACUAUGGAGCUCAAGAACACUGUA
This is a messenger RNA of Nannospalax galili (Upper Galilee mountains blind mole rat), 2709 nucleotides long. It is a transcript of the gene Esrra, whose product is annotated as estrogen related receptor alpha. Gene Ontology annotation, molecular function: sequence-specific DNA binding; nuclear steroid receptor activity; steroid binding. Gene Ontology annotation, cellular component: nucleus. Bases 663 to 1931 code for a protein of 422 amino acids. The transcript has 6 exons. Gene Ontology annotation, biological process: regulation of DNA-templated transcription. The record is from RefSeq and is a predicted model, not a curated record. NCBI's taxonomy places the organism in Eukaryota, Metazoa, Chordata, Mammalia, Rodentia, Spalacidae.